This is a messenger RNA of Aspergillus ibericus CBS 121593, 2218 nucleotides long. RefSeq lists its product as uncharacterized. The transcript has 2 exons. The record is from RefSeq and is a predicted model, not a curated record. Lineage: Eukaryota; Fungi; Ascomycota; Eurotiomycetes; Eurotiales; Aspergillaceae. The coding region runs from base 98 to 2155 and encodes 685 amino acids.
CGGCCAAUCCUUUAUUUUUGUCCAUCCUAGAGCACGAAGCGCAUUACAUACAGAUAGAAGCUAGCCACAUGGCCUAGCUGCAACCAUUGAUCGGAAUAUGGUUGCCUUGAGACGUUUUUUCCAUGCGGAGAAAUCUUCGCCAGCAAACUCCGACGAUCAUGAUGCCCGGACAGGCAGCCCAGAAGGCGAUGAUCAUCAUGCGUCGCCCAACAUGAAACCCUCCCGGCGCAUGGCUGCAGACAGCCGAUUCCAGAAAGCCGAAGAGAAGGGCGAGGCAACACAUGGCCGGAUGAAAUCGAGACCUCUAUCCGCUCGUUCGCAGGCGCCGCCAUCCCGUGCUUCAAACCGCCCCCCGGAAAAAAACCCUCGGCAUGUUGACUUGCUCGAUGCAUUGUUCUCUUCGCACCGGUAUCACAUACAGAGCGCUAGCACUUUGUCGCCAAUCACACCCUACAAUGAAGACAUAGCCGAACGGAACAUGGUCCCCUUCUUGAGAGGAAUGGCGCUCAAGCAGAAACCCUACUCGCGUCCUGUUUCCGCCCUGUACCAGGAAGAUGUAGCAGACCGCAACAUUUCUAGCAGGAGGAGCUCCCUCUCCCGUAGUGCUAGUGCGCGAUCUCGAGCUACGCCUCCUCUUUCCCGGCAGCUGGCUUCUCAGAGGUACGAAGGGGAUCGUAUCCAUUCAAGGGCGAAAGGCACGAAGAUGCCACGGUCAUGCUCUCCAGAAGGUUCAGGAUCUGUGUCUCGAUCCCAGACCGAUGAGCGCCCUGGCGCUUCAAGAGUAGCAGCCUCUCAGAAGAGCUACUUGAGAUCUCAGAGGUCGGCACCAGACUUACUACCUGAAAGUAUCAGUGCGCCCCAGGAAGAAGCCACCUCAGGCGCCAAUGGAUAUUUGGGUGUCCCUCCAGCUCACAAACAAGGAGAUACAUGGAGUAAUAGGCCCUUGCCUGACAGUCCAACGCUCCCAUUGUCAAUGAGGAAUAAGAGCAGCACGGACGAGAACCAAGUCGUCCAAGAUGCACCAAAUACUCGGAGUGCUAAGAAGAAUGUCCGCGACCUUUCUAUUAACACUAAACUAGCAGCCCGAGGACGUCCAACUACAAAACUUGCACAUCGCGCCAUUCAGCCGCCUACCCCCAGUGCCACUGACGCAAAGCAGACUCCUAGCAUUGCAGAGGUUAUAAAUAGUCCUCUUCCUGUGGGAACUCCAACAUCCAUCUCCCCAUUGCCUCCCUUUAACGAAAAGGUGGCGGAAAUUAUGGAUAUGUUUAAGCAGGCCUUUGCUUCGACACAAGCCGUGACGCCCCACCCUACUUUUGAAACUCUUCAGGAUGCUAUCGUGAGGGAGAUCAAUUCCCAUGAGGCUUUCCAACGCCUGUCCUUUCCCACUGAGCCGUCGCUCACCCCUUCACCGUCCCAGGAAUCGUUUGACAGAGCCCUCCAUGUGCCGUUGUGUCCAGGUUCUGGCCUGGAACGGAGUCUCUCCGCAAAAGAAAGGCAAUUCUCUAAACGUAUUGGCAAAAACUCCUUCAAAAAGCAUAAGAGAAGCCCAGACCAGCGCAAGAGCAUAUCAACGAGCGUACCUUUGACGGCUUUUCGGGCCUCAGAUACUACACGACGACGGAGGCACACUGAUGCUCCUCUUCCCUCCCUAGGCUGUCUCGCUACCGGGGAAAUGACGGAGCAACAUAUCGAGAGAUCCGGAGAGCAAACGACUUACAUGGACCUCCUUCUCCAGUCUGAAAAGGAUCUUGAGAAUAUUCCAAUAAACCCGCAGCUUCAUGGGCACAUUAAUCAGUCUAUGUCCACGAGGACCAACUCGUCCUACGGUGAAUUGGAAGAUAUCGGCAGGGCGCCGUCUAUCUUGCACAUGCGUGCACAAGCCUCUCAAUCACGAGAUAGCCAGCUAAGCUAUACAGAAGACGACAGUGACGAAGAAAUCAUUCAGUUACCGAGUGUCGGCGAAAUGCCACAAGUCUGUAUCCAGACUGUCAAUCGGAACAACGUGACAUCCCAGACCAUAAAAAAGACGACCCCUAGAAACACUUACACGCUCUGGCCACGAAAGUCAAGUGCCAACACCAGUACCAGAACUACUAUUUCCAGCGACCGUAUUCCCUCUCGGACAUCGUCGCGAAAUGGACAGCAGCUCUAAAAGUCUGCUUUGACUAAGUGCAGUCUUGUUGGUUCUACUUAAUGAUCUGUUCUUUCUAUACCC